Messenger RNA from Lineus longissimus, 991 nucleotides. RefSeq lists its product as uncharacterized. Gene Ontology annotation, molecular function: histone H4R3 demethylase activity; P-TEFb complex binding. Gene Ontology annotation, cellular component: nucleus; cytoplasm. Lineage: Eukaryota; Metazoa; Nemertea; Pilidiophora; Heteronemertea; Lineidae. The coding region runs from base 11 to 865 and encodes 284 amino acids. The record is from RefSeq and is a predicted model, not a curated record. Gene Ontology annotation, biological process: phagocytosis. The transcript has 5 exons.
CGUCACAAAGAUGAAAGACGAUGCGAGAUUAUCGGCGUAUGGACUGCCCAUUGGGGAUUCGCCCGUCCGCCCAGGACUAAUUGAGGAGCUCUGGGCUCAUGAUAUGUCACGACGAUAUAGUUCCCAGCCAAUGGUGUUCAUGCGCUCCUUCCUCGACCUGUACCCAGAGCUAAGGGACGAUUAUGAUGUACCCGAACUGUUCAGGGAAGAACAGGACAUGCUGAACGCUCUGCCACAUAAGGCCAGAUUGGACUGGCACUGGCUGAUCAUCGCCCCAACCAGAAGUGGGAGUUAUUGGCACAUCGAUCCCGUCAACACCACUGCGUGGAACGCGCUCGUCUCUGGGAAGAAACGAUGGGCAACCUACCCACCAGAGACCUACUACGUCCCAGGAAUGCGCCACAAUGACCUGAGGAAACAGGCAUACGGUGACAAAGAAGGUGUGGACAACCCAUAUUUGUGGUUCUCCCAGACGCUGCCUUACAUCAAGCCUCAACUGAAGCCGCAGGAGUGUAUACAACAGCCAGGUGACGUUAUCUUCAUGCCUGAAGGCUGGUGGCACGCGGUCCUCAACGUCGAAGACACCGUGGCAGUCACACAGAACUUUCUCAGGAAAUCAGCGCGGCGCAACACAGUCCAGUUACUCCGACAGUCAGACCAUCCCCAAACUUUGAAAGCUUUGGCGAUGAAGUAUGGAGACACAUAUCCAGGUUUGUUCGAGGAGAGGGAUACAAUGGACCAGGAGCGGCUGACCAGUGACGAUUUGAAGGACAUGGCGGGCAAAAUUCACAUGGUGGAAAAACUGAAGCGGCUUGGGAAGAGUGAGAAGGAGUUGCAGGAACUUAUGCAGAAUAAACGAAAGUGAUGUAUCAUUGACUUCGAACCACUAAAGGAUGAUAAAAAUCCGCAUUCUAUUCGUACGAUCACAGCAUGCUGUGACAUCACAUCACAUCAUGCACAGGCAUGAGAGACGCGGAUGGUUUGUUUUCCA